Molecule: messenger RNA, 1290 nt
Organism: Lactuca saligna
Lineage: Eukaryota; Viridiplantae; Streptophyta; Magnoliopsida; Asterales; Asteraceae
Source: the annotation of a GenBank genome assembly
AAUGGUUUUAUGUCUCACGCACAAGACAAUGUGAUGCUGCCCAGUGCCCACCUUCCCCAAAUCAUCUUACCGCAUGGUGUGGUGGGGUAUAAACGGAUCCAUUGUGUUUUGUGUAUAUUUGAUCGGCUGUUAUCAGUGUCAUUUUAAAUAUAAUAAAAACAAUGGAAAAAAAAAAAAGAUCAGGCGCAUGUCUGUAGAUAAGCGGAAUUAUUCAGAAGGCUUCUGUUUUUUAUUGUCUUACAGAUUAUACAAGCAGUUUUACAUCAACUGUGGUUUGAUGGAGCAAUUGACAGUUGAAAAUGUCCAACUACUUCCUGCAAAAAAUGAUGACCAUGGAGGUGUAGUGAUAGAGCUUGAGGAGCAUAUGGACUCGGAUGUCUUUCUAACACUGCUUAAAACCUCAUUGUCACAGUGGACAACGCAGGGAAAGAAGGGCGUUUGGAUUAAAAUACCAAUCCUUCUUGUUAAUCUUGUGGAACCUGCAGUGAAGGAGGGUUUUUGUUAUCACCAUGCUGAAUCUGAUUACGUGAUGCUUGUUAAGUGGAUUCCUGAAACAACAAGCACUAUCCCUGCAAAUGCUUCUCAUAGAGUAGGUGUUGGUGCUGUUGUCUUGAAUCACAAACGAGAGAUGCUUGUUGUCCAAGAGAAGAAUGGGCCAUUACGUGGAAAGGGUAUCUGGAAGGUCCCAACUGGAAUUGUUGACGUGGGUGAAGAUAUCUGUACAGGGGCGAUUAGAGAAGUCAAAGAAGAGACUGGAAUAGAUACAGAGUUUGUUGAAGUACUAGCAUUCAGGCAAUGGCACAAGUCAUUCUUUGAGAAAUCGGAUUUAUUCUUUGUGUGCAUGAUGCGGCCACUGUCUUUUGAAAUCCAGAUUCAAGAAGUAGAAAUUGAGGCAGCCAAGUGGAUGCCAGUGGAGGAAGUUGCAGCUCAGCCUUUUGCUCAGAAAGAGAGUUUGUUGAGGUACAUCACUGAUUUAUGCAUAGCAAAGGUAGAGAGGGAUUACUCUGGAUUUUCUCCGCAUCCUGUAACAUCAGGUGUUAUUUAUCUCAACAAGCGAGAUCUAAAUUAAAAAAAUAAUCCUACAGACAAUGGUUCACCAUUUAUAAUCUAUUGUAACGUUACAUGAUAAAAAGAUUGAACCCAAAUGUUAUAGAUGUCUGUUUUACAAUAGAAGAGAUGCAACAAUGUAUAGAGGUUAACCCUACUCUACAUAAAUCCUACGGGUGAAUGGAAAAUUGAGUCUAAUAUUUAUUUAUCAUUACCCUCUUGUUAAAACUGUAAUUAACAAAU